AUUGUGUAUUAAAUGUCCCAAUUCUUACAACCAACCAUCUUAUUAUUAAGAGAAGGCACAGACACAUCAUAAGGAAGAGCUUAGAUAGUGUCUAACAUCAAUGCUGUAUAAGCUGUGGCUGAUGUGGUAAAAAGUACCCUUGGUCCAAGAGGAAUGGAUAAAAUGAUAUAGACAGGUCCUAAAGUGACAAUUUCUAAUGAUGGAGCUACAAUUCUAAAUUUAUUAGAGGUUGUUCAUCCAGCUGCUAGAGUAUUGGUAGAUAUUGCCAAAUCCUAAGAUGAUGAGGUUGGUGAUGGUACAACAUCUACAACAUUGUUGGCAGCUGAAUUAUUAAAAGAAGCUAAGCCUUUUAUAGAAGAAGGAAUUCAUCCAUAAAUAGUGAUUUAAGGAUAUAGAAAAGCUUUGGAAUUAGCAUUAGAAAAAUUGGAAGGGUUUUCAAUAAAUAUAUCUCGAGAUUCUCCAGAAGAUAAGAGAAAUACUUUAUUGAAAUGUGCUUAAACAGCAUUAAACUCAAAAUUAGUAUAAUAAUAAUAAAUUUUAAUUAGUUAGCCAAUACUAAAUAAUUCUUUAGUGAAUUAGUUGUAUCAGCAGUAGAAAAGUUAGACCCAAAUAUUUUAGAUAGAGAUUUGAUAGGAAUCAAGAAUGUAACAGGAGGAAGUGUAACUGAUUCAUUUUUAGUUGAUGGAGUUGCAUUUAAGAAAACAUUUUCAUAUGCUGGAUUUGAAUAAUAACCAAAAAGAUUUGAAAAUCCAAAGAUAUGUUUAUUAAAUUUAGAAUUAGAACUUAAAAGUGAAAAAGAAAAUGCAGAAAUUAGAAUUGAAAAACCAGAAGAAUAUUAAUAAAUAGUGGAUGCAGAAUGGGCAUUAAUUUAUGAGAAAUUAGAAACUAUAGUAAAAGCAGGUGCUUAAAUUGUAUUAUCUAAACUUCCAAUUGGAGAUUUAGCCACAUAAUAUUUUGCUGAUAGAAAUAUCUUUUGUGCCGGAAGAGUUGCUUAAGAAGAUCUUCUUAGAGUUUAAAAAGUAAUAGUAUUAUUAAUUAAUAAGGCUACUGGAGGAUAAGUUUAAACAACAGUAAAUGGUUUAAAUCCAGAAACUUUUGGAACUUGUGGAUUAUUUGAAGAAGUUUAAGUAGGAGCAGAAAGAUAUAACUUAUUUAAAAAUUGUCCAUAAGUAUUUAAAGAUUAAAAUAAUAUCUUAGUCUAGAACAGCUACUAUAGUAUUAAGAGGAGGAGCCGAAUAAUUUAUUUAAGAAGCUGAAAGAUCUUUAAAUGAUGCUAUUAUGAUUGUUAGAAGAUGUUUCAAAGCUAACAAGAUUGUAGCUGGAGGUGGAGCUAUUGAAUUAGAAUUAUCUAGAUAUUUAAGACAUUACGCUAGAUCUGUAACAGGAAAGACAUAAUAUAUUGUUAAUUCUUAUGCCAAAGCUUUAGAAGUAAUUCCAAGAACUAUUGCUGAAAAUGCAGGAUUAAAUUCUAUUGAAAUUAUGAAUAAACUUAGAUAAAGACAUGCUUAAGGUGGAGAUGAAGGUAGAUGGUACGGAGUUGAUAUUAAUGGAUAAUCAGGAGUUUGUGAUACUCAUUCUUCCUUUGUUUGGGAACCUAGUUUAGUCAAAAGGAAUGCUCUUUGUUCUGCAACUGAAGUAUUUUUAUUAUUUAUUUUUAUAGGCUGCUUGCGCAAUUUUAUCUAUUGAUGAAACUGUUAAAAAUCCGAAAUCUGAUUAAGAUACAAAAAUGAAACCAAAAGGAUAACCAGGUAGACCACCUAUGGGAAUGAGAAGAUGAAUGUCAUAUAAAAAAUAACAUAUAUAUAUUAAUUGAAUUUUGUAG
Molecule: messenger RNA, 1822 nt
Organism: Paramecium sonneborni
Lineage: Eukaryota; Ciliophora; Oligohymenophorea; Peniculida; Parameciidae
Source: the annotation of a GenBank genome assembly